Myotis daubentonii (Daubenton's bat) is the source of this 1346-nucleotide messenger RNA. RefSeq names its product THO complex subunit 6 homolog. Lineage: Eukaryota; Metazoa; Chordata; Mammalia; Chiroptera; Vespertilionidae. The transcript has a single exon. The record is from RefSeq and is a predicted model, not a curated record. The coding region runs from base 166 to 1191 and encodes 341 amino acids.
UCACCUCUGCUCCUGGGGCUCCGGUGGCACACGGAGACCGCCUGCCAGCCGAGCCUGCUGGCGGUACUGGGCCAGUGGGACGCAGGGAAGGUAAACCGCUCCAGAACACUUCCCGACCCGGGAGGCUGUGUCGCCCGAAGCAGUCUGGGAUUUGUAGUUCUCGAGAUGGAGCGAGCUGUGCCGCCCACGGUGCCUCUGGGUCAGAUGGAGGUGUUUCAGGCCCUGCAGCGGUUGCACAUGACCAUCUUCUCCCAGUGUUUUUCACCCUGCGGGAAGUUCCUGGCGGCUGGGAACAAUUAUGGGCAGAUCGCCAUCUUCAGCUUGUCUGCUGCUUUGAGCUCCGAGGCCCAAGAGGAAAGUAAGAAGCCCAUCGUGACCUUCCAAGCCCACGAUGGGCCUGUCUACAGCAUGGUCUCCACGGAUCGACAUCUGUUCAGCGCUGGGGACGGGGAGGUGAAGGCCUGGCUUUGGGCAGAGAUCCUCAAGAAGGGCUGUAAGGAGCUAUGGUGUCGUCAGCCCCCGUACAGGACCAGCCUGGAAGUGCCUGAGAUCAACGCUUUGCUUCUCGUCCCCAAGGAGAAUUCCCUCAUCUUGGCAGGGGGGGACUGCCAGCUGCAUACGAUGGACCAAGAGACGGGGACCUUCACGCGGGCCCUCUGGGGCCACACGGACUACAUCCACUGCCUGGCGCUGAGGGACCGGAACCCUGAGGUGCUGUCUGGCGGCGAGGAUGGGACUGUGCGGCUUUGGGAUCUGCGCAUGGCCAAGGAGGUCCAGACAAUUGAGGUCUACAAGCAUGAGGAGUGCUCCAGGCCCCACAAUGGGCGCUGGAUCGGAUGCUUGGCAACCGACUCCGACUGGAUGGUUUGUGGAGGAGGCCCAGCACUCGCCCUCUGGCACCGACGAUCCUCCACACCCACCACCAUCUUCCCCAUGUGGGCACCACAGAAGCAUGUCACCUUCUACCAGGACCUGAUUCUGUCAGCUGGUCAGGGCCCCUGCGUCAACCAGUGGCAACUGGGUGGGGAACUGAAGGCCCAGGUGCCGGGUUCCUCCCCAGGGCUGCUCAGCCUCAGUCUCAACCAGCAGCCAGCAGCACUGGAGUGCAAGGUGCUGACAGCUGCAGGCAACAGCUGCCGGGUGGAUGUUUUCACCAAUCUGGGCUAUCGGGCCUUCUCCCUGUCCUUCUGACCUCCCGAAGCUGGUAGGGCCGGAGCAGAGGACCUGGAAGAGGCCCUAAGCCCAGCCUCUCAGGCAGGGAGAGGGCCUGGGGCCUCAGGGAGCAGGGGUCGGAACUGUUUUUUCUUUUUACAAAAUAAAAUUUCAGGCUUAAAAAAAAAAAAAAA